Molecule: messenger RNA, 1089 nt
Organism: Diaporthe citri
Lineage: Eukaryota; Fungi; Ascomycota; Sordariomycetes; Diaporthales; Diaporthaceae
Exons: 2
Coding region: 1-1089 (362 amino acids)
Source: RefSeq, a predicted model, not a curated record
AUGGCGGAACCCAGGACAAAAAUAGGACAAAGAUUAAUCCAGGUGCCUCGGCUCCUGGGUGAGGCAGAGGAACAGAUCGGCGAUCGUUCCGAGGAUGCCGAGGCAAAGGCCGACAAGCAGCGCCGGAGGAUACAGAACCGGAAGAACCAAAGAGCACACCGACUGCGGCUCAAGGGCAAGGACGCGGGAGCCGGCCAGAGGCUGCGUCCAUUCGAGAUCGGACGUUGGCGCCUUGAUGAGCACGACGUUGUUCUCCCCGAGGAGGCCUCGCCAGCAUCAGGGGCCGCGCCAGCAUCAGGGGCCGCAUCAACCACGCCCACAUCCCCUCGGUCACUUCACACACACAUAGAGUCAACUUCCCAUAGAACCGAGCAUACCACGUUCCCCCGAGAAUCUCGACUCACGGCCCAACAUCGGCCAUCUUCAACCCUUAACCCCCAGCCCUUUACUUUCCCCCUGUCCGCGGAUCACCUCCUCCACCUCAUCCAGUACAACGUCUUCCGCGCCUUCAUCACUAACAAGCGCGCCCUCAACUUCCCGGCCGGAGGUCCGACCAACUGUCCCAUCAGCGGGCUAUACUGUCACGACACGAGCCUCCGCACCAGCAUCCCUCCCUCCCUUGCCCCGACCACCCUCCAGCAGAACCGCUACCACUGUCUCUGGAUCAGCGCCAUCCCCUUCCCCCGCAUCCGCGACAACCUCAUCAGGCACGAGGGCCUCUUCGACCACUGGGACCUGAUGUACGACCUCAUCGGCGAUCUCAUGCUCUCCACGCCAGCCGCAUGCGUGGGAGGCACCACCCCAGCUGCGACCCGGCGGCCCCCACCCUUACUGACGUCCCCAUCGGGGAGUAUUGAUGGUGCGGACGAUGAUGAAGUCACCGCCGGGCGCAGGGGGCUCAUCGUCUGGGGCGAGCCGCACGAGACGCAGAGCUGGGAGGCCACGCCUGGCUUCCUCGCGAAGUGGGCGUGGGCCGUGGAGGGCUGCGAGGAGCUGGUCGAGACGAGCAACCGCUGGAGGAUGCAGAGGGGCGAGGAGCCCAUGCGGCUCUCAUUGUUGAGGAGCUGGUCGCCGCUCCGCUACCACUGA